This is a messenger RNA of Heterocephalus glaber (naked mole-rat), 1106 nucleotides long. It is a transcript of the gene Prss54, whose product is annotated as serine protease 54. Lineage: Eukaryota; Metazoa; Chordata; Mammalia; Rodentia; Bathyergidae. Gene Ontology annotation, molecular function: serine-type endopeptidase activity. Gene Ontology annotation, biological process: proteolysis. The record is from RefSeq and is a predicted model, not a curated record.
GAAGGAUGCUAUCAUUGUGGUUGGUAUAGCUAACAUGGAUCCCAGAAAGAAUGCUUACAUAGAGUACCCUGUCCGCACCAUCAUCAUCCCUGAGGACUUCAAUAACUACUCCAUGAACAAUAACGUAGCCCUCCUGAGGACAGACUCGGAAAUGCAUUUCAAUGAUUUGGUUCACCCCAUCUGCUUCCUGGGGAAAGAGCUGCCUAUGCUCCCAGCCUUGCAGAAUUGCUGGGUGUCAGGAUGGAAUCCCACAUCUGCAACAGGAAAUCACAUGACAAUGAGUAUCCUGAGGAGAAUCUCUGAGAAAGACCUUCACCUGUGUCCCCUACACAAACCCCAGAAAACAGGAUGUGGCAGUCACACAGAACGGGAAACUGAUGCUGUCUGCUUGGGGGAGCCAGGCAGCCCCAUGAUGUGCCAGCUGUAGCAUUUGGAUCUGUGGGUCCUGAGAGGAAUCCUGACCCACGGUGGUGAGAAAUGCCCUGGCCUAUACAGGUAUACCAAGGUGGAAGACUGCAGUGACUGGAUCACAUCCAAGGCCAGGGGGGCUGGCCCUCCCCUGUCUUCACUCCACCCCAGGGAGAAGUUGGUCCAUUUCUCCUACCACAGAUUACCUGCUGUGACACAGAAUGCAUAUUCUGAACAGGGCCCUGUUAGAUGGCCCAAAUCCUACUUCCAAGAACAAAGAAAUUCCGCUCUGCAUUUACAGCAUGCAAACAGCUCUAGCUCUAGUCAUGGUCCAGACCUUAGGGUAAAGCAUCUGCGGAAACCAGACAGUUCUGCAGAGGUGGCUGUUCAACCCAUGUACUACAACUACUAUGGUGGGGGGCGGGGGGAAGAUGCUUUUGCAGAUCAGGACAGGGUGCAGCUCCAAGAAAUCAUCUUGGUUUUCUUGAUGCUUGUUUUCUUUGGUGGCAGUGUGUAGAUCUAGGAGCAAACCCACCAAAUGGAAGAGGAAACUCAGAAUGCUGAGUGUCAGGCAUUCACUGUGCUGUUGUGGUGUCUGGUUUUGACAGUUGCAUGCCUGGGCUGCCACAAAUAGAUCCACAGCCUGCACUGGCCUGGCUCUCCCUCCCGUCCCACUCCCACAUGUGAGAAAGUCACUU